Molecule: messenger RNA, 1026 nt
Organism: Brassica napus (rape)
Lineage: Eukaryota; Viridiplantae; Streptophyta; Magnoliopsida; Brassicales; Brassicaceae
Exons: 2
Coding region: 1-1026 (341 amino acids)
Source: RefSeq, a predicted model, not a curated record
AUGAAGGGUCGACAAAUAAUCCGUGCAAACGCUCUCCCUCACUGGCAAAUCUUUGGCUACGUGGAGCUGGUCUCGGGUGGGCUUCAGCCCGGAGGGUUCAAUUAUUCAAUCCCACGUGGAGCCCACGCUGUGAAACUAGGAGGCCUUGCAAUAAUCUCUCAAGAAGUUAAAGUGAAGCGUGGUGUGGUCUACUCUUUAACGGUUGGGGUCACGAGGAGUUGCGCUGGGGACAAGAAAAUUAUAGUCUCUGUGUCUGGUCGGUCUGGAAAGAUUCCCAUCGAGACCAUCUUUAGCUCAGACGCUGGGGAUAGUUACGCUUGGGCUUUCACGGCAAUGUCCGAUGUGGUUAGAGUCACUCUCCAAAACCUUGAUCUUCAUCUUCAUCUGGACCGUACGUGUGGACCCCUUGUAAAUGUUGUCGCCAUCAAAGAAAUUAUUCCUCUCCCGAGUGUGAACUUACCUAUCAGAGAAGAAUGGGCCAAACCAAACAGGGUGCAAAACGGAAGAUUCGAUAUCGGUCCAUACGUGUUCGCUAAAUACUCUACCGGAGUCCUGAUUCCGGCAAAGGGCCAAGAAGAUUUCAUCUCUCCGCUAUCUCCGCUUCCAAACUGGUUCGUCGAGUCCCCGAAACCGGUGAAAUAUAUCACUAAUAGUAAUUUUGAGCUUCGAAUUCAAACUAGACUCCCUGCCGUCGAGCUCAUUGCCGGAAAAGAAAGCGCAAUCUCUCAGCUCAUCCCUACACACGCCGGGCACGCAUACUUCCUCAGUUUCAUGGCAGGAGACGCACACAACGAAUGCCACGGGUCGAUGAUGGUAAAGGCGUUUGCGGGAAAACAAUCUUUUAAUGUUUCUUUCGUGUCUAAAGGUAAGGGAAGUUUCAAAGCCAGGGCUUUUAGGUUUGUUGCCGUUUCCGAGCGUACCAAGUUAACUUUCUACAGUGUGUUUAAUCAUACUAGGCUUCAUGACUCGGGCGAUCUUUGUGGCCCUGUUCUUGAUAAUGUUGUCGUAAUCCCUGCUUAUUUUUGA